UAUAUAUCUAGGUUUCUGCUUGUAGGUAUUGGUGAUCCCCUGCUAUUAAACACGGAAGCCUGUUAAGCGAAAGCUUCUAUUCCGUCCACAACUAUUUGAACCACUUGAACCAUUUGAAGCGCAAGCGUUUAAUGGUUUAAUGUCGGGUCAGCUGUCGAAAUCAUGCACAAUCAUUCAGGAUCCCGUCUCAAAUCCAAAUAUUGAAGAGGCCACUUAUGAUAGUGACAAAAAUUCUCAUGGAAGAUGUACUUCAUCAUUAUAUGAAGAUGAUGUAAAAGUUAUGGAAGUGAAGGAAAAAAACCUGGCCUCAUCAUAUCAAGAUUCUGAGUACACGCGAUCUUCUGAUGGUUCACAAUAUUCAGUUGGACGUAUUAAGGAUAGUCCUAUGGAAAAUAUUUCACCUUCCGAUAUCUUAUCAAAUAAUCAGGCGAAUGGAGUCCGUUGGCGUCAUUGUGUAAACAAUGGUCAAGAGAUGUACGUUAACGAAGCAACUAAUGAAAAAUGGGUUCCAGCAACUGAUCAAUAUGGAAAAACAUAUUAUUAUGAACUAAACACUCGUCAUUCCGUAUGGGCACUUGAAGAUUUAGAAACAUCACCUACAGACGCGCCACAUUCGUCCGACUCAUUGAAUAAUUAUUUAGAUAUUAGUGACCCGAAUUCUUCCAAGGAAGCUUUUGACUGUUCAGUAUUUGAAGAUGAAAAUAAUGGUUCUUAUGUUGAUCAGUAUCCAUCUGUAUCUAGAAUGUCAAGUAUCAGUAAAGUUAAUCGGAGAACAAUGAGUCAAUCUAAAGUGUCUCAUCGAAGUUCACAUAUACCUUCUGAAGUUUGUUCAACACAAGUUAUCAAUCGACCUUUCAGUUUGGUCAGUCUUGAUGAUCAAGAUCAAGGAGCAGGUGGACGUUUUCAGAUGAAGAAUCUAAGCAAAGAACAUAUCAGUGGACCAAGUGAAAAUAAACUUACGCACUUUGAACGACGUGGUCCAGUUAUUCGUACAAUGUUAAUUGAAAAUGGCAAACGUAUAUCAAAAAAAUGGAUACCAGGUGUAUUACAUCUUAGUGGUCCAUUACUUUUUUUAUACAAAGAUAAUAAACCUUCUUUACCUAAAAUACAUCAACCACUUGGUAAACCUGAUGUUCAAUUCAACAUUAGAGAGGUAAAAGUUAGCGAAGCAAACGGUGAACAAACGUCAAGAAAGAAUGUGCUCAAAAUUGAAUGUGAAACUGCUGGAAAGUUGAAUGUUCAUUUAGUACAAAUCCCAGCCAUCGAUUAUGAAUCGUGGAAAGCUGCAAUACGAUAUGCGAAGGAUCUUUUGAAUGAAGAUCAUGGAGUCACGUUAGGACGUUCAUUAACCAGAUAUGAUUCGGGACAACCUUCUGUGCUCGAUAAAAAAUUGUUGGUUAAAUUGCGUGAUUUUUUUAGAACAAGACCAACUGCUGCGUCCCUACGAUCUCGCGGUAUUUUAAAGAAUGAAUCUGUAUUUGCAUCUACAAUCAUGCAAAUAUGUGAGAAUGAAGAUUCUGAUGUACCUAAUUUUAUUGUUCGUGCAAUUCGUGCUAUUGAAGCUCGAGGACUUGAUCAUGUUGGGAUUUAUCGAUCAAGCGGAAAUGGUGCUACAAUCCAAAAGCUUCGCUGUGCCGUUAAUCAAUAUAACUACAGUUUAAAUUCUGAAAAAUGGAGUUUAGAAGUAUUAACAGGGGCAUUGAAAUUAUUUUUUCGUGAACUUAAAGAACCACUUAUAACAUUCAAAAUAUAUCCAGAAGUUGAUCAACUAUUGGGUGAUAAUGAUAUAGCGCCAGAUUUAAAAGUGAUUAGAAUGCGAGAAUUGAUCAAUUCUAUGCCUGUCCCACAUAUCAACACAUCUCGAAUAUUUUUCCAUCAUUUGUACAGAGUAAUGCAAUUGUCCAGUAUCAACCAAAUGCAUUCUUACAAUUUGGCUAUUGUUUUCGGACCGAGUUUAAUUUGGCCAGAAGUAGAGUCUGUCGCAUAUAGAGCACUUAAGUCUGUACAGGUCCCAUGUAUAGAAUAUUUGCUUACACAUGUAGAGGAAGUAUUCGGACCAGUAACUCCACCGCCAGUUAUUUCAUAAGUCCAUACAUGGAAAUAAAUACUCUUUCUAAUAUUUUAUAUGAAUAAUAGGUUCAACCAUUUUUUAAAUACAAACUCAACGCAUUGCUCAAAAUCUACGUGAUUGUCUCCGAUCCAAUUAUCAUUAUCAGCUUUAGAGUUAUCAUCAAAUAUUUUUGAUCUCUUAUAAUGUUUUUUUAAGUCCAUAUUAUCACAACAACACAUGUAUAGUGUGUAAUCUUUUGUCUUUUUUAAAAUAAAUAAAAAACACGCACCGACUAGUAUUUUUGCGAUUCUAUACGACACAUCUCCACAUAUUGUAACUUUCCUUAAAUUUAUUUGCUUUCUAGUAAGCACUUUUGUUUGCAAUAAACAUCACUUUAUACUUGCUAAAAUAAUUGCAAAAAUGUGAUACAAAAUAACACUCAGCACUGUAAAUUUCUCUUGUUUUCUACUACAUUGUUAGGGUUUGAAUGAUUUCAACGAAUAUCUUCUGUCUGUAGUUUUCGUUUUGUUUAAAUUGAUUCAUUUGUUUUACUAGUCAUUUCAACAAUUUUUUAUAGUGUUAUUGUUAUAGUUGAUGAG
Molecule: messenger RNA, 2649 nt
Organism: Schistosoma margrebowiei
Lineage: Eukaryota; Metazoa; Platyhelminthes; Trematoda; Strigeidida; Schistosomatidae
Source: the annotation of a GenBank genome assembly